Molecule: messenger RNA, 1752 nt
Organism: Esox lucius (northern pike)
Lineage: Eukaryota; Metazoa; Chordata; Actinopteri; Esociformes; Esocidae
Exons: 6
Coding region: 250-990 (246 amino acids)
Source: RefSeq, a predicted model, not a curated record
AUAACAGUGGAAAGUCACAGUGCGCAUCGUCGGACUGCAGGUAUAGCGACCACUUCAGUCCACAGACAUUUUGAAGAUUACUUACCUAAGAAGCGUUGAUGGAUAAGUCUGAUCUCGAUAUAUCCUUUAUUCUGUGUUGUAUUAAGAUAACGAGAAGAGCGGGACUGUUCUAUUUAUACUUAACAUAUCGAAAGUGUCUUAGGCGACGUCUGAAGCGUACAUUUAAAAGACGUUUUCUUAAUUGUGAGAAUGAUUGCAAAUAUGCAACUUCCACUUAUAACCAUCCUGCUUUUCAAGUCAUGUUUGUGUCUUCAAAUUGACACGGUCAUUCAGUUUCUGCGUUCGGGAGUGUUCGGCAAGGUGGAGACUGUCGAGCAGGUUUUGGUCAACGGAGCCCCUCUCUCCAGCUGCGGGAAAGACGUCAGCAGCAUUCUCAAUGCUGUAUUGCUGAUCAACUACAACGAAUCUUUUCAAACGAUAGAAGAAAGUGGCAACAACACAAUGAAAAUAAGUCAUACUUACAUGCGUGUACGAGAGUGCAAACUGGAUAGCUUUGGAGUGUUGCUUUUGACAGACCGUCUUCUAGUUGAUGGGAAUAACUUCCUUACUCUGGACCGAGCCACGGACACUUGGACAGCAGAGGGACCACAGGCUCUCCCUCUGAAACAUCUAUGGGACCGGGAGAGCACACGCACAAGGCGGGAAAUUAUGCAACUCCAUGAAAGCUGUACCAAACUACUGGAGGAGAUCACAUGUUCUGAGCCCGGCGCUACUGGAGCAGGGAUGGACAUUCCGACGGCCCUGGCUCCGCUGCUUGCAGGCCUGGGAUUUGUUAUAUUGGUUAUUGCUAGCUUCCUCAUCUCAAAGAAACAAGAUCCCACCAUUUCAGGACAUCCUGGAGGGGUCAUUGGCUCCAUAAUUCACUAUCCUCAUAAUAUCUCAGAAUUAUCACACAGCCCUAAUCCAGGAAGAGGGUACCAGGUCCUCUAAAACCCAACCUCCUUCUGUUCACUGGUUCUCACUUCACAACCAUCUGGUCUGGUGACCAUAAAAUGCCUUAUGUGUGGAUUGACUUUCUACCAUCUGCCUCAAAAUAUGUACACUCUCCCUUGAUGUGGUGGAAAAUGCUCACUUUUGCUAGUUAAAUAUUUUUAAAUGACCCGGAGUGAGAAAACAUUGUAAUUGAGAGUAUGACAGAAACUAUUGUGGCAUCACCAAUUGUGUAAAUUUAGACACUUACUGUAAAUUGAAAUCUUAGUGGUAAAGGAUAUCAAUACGAUUUUAUGCACUUUAUAAUCGAUUUUUUUCCCUGGGUGGGAUUCUAACCCUGUGCAUUUUCAUGUAAUUGUACUUAUGCUCUUCAGCCUUUUAUGUCAACACAGACACAGCAUGCAUGCACAUAUACACAGACACAGCAUGCAUGCACAUAUACACAGACAUAGGCAUCAACAUACACACAGAGAUCCAAAAAAGCAGAUGCACAAUACUGAACACAAUUCUGUCAAAAGGUUUGUGUGUAGAAUUUUGUUACUUUAUUGAUAUAUUCAAUCAAUUUUAAUGACCAUGCCUGAACCAAAACACUAUUAAAAAACCACAUGUUGCCUUAGUGUGAAGAGCUACUGUAUUUUAAGGCAUCUGAAUGUAUAAUGAAACAGGGAUUUGCUGAGAUUUCUGAUUACAGGUUUUGUCACUUCAUUUGUGUAAUGUAACAUACAGAUGUGUAUCACAUUAUUAAAGAAAGCUAUCUGUUUA